AUGGCUUCCAUGUCGUUCGCGCAUAAAGCGUUCCACUGGUCGCUGCCUGGCUUCUCCCGCCCAAGCCUCGACAAGCACAUACCUGUCAAACCCCGCGGCGACAGCAACAACAGCAGUAACAAUGUGUCUGUCCCGUCCGUCGACGAUGGUCUGGCGACAGUCCUCGUGGGCCCCCAGAAGCGCCCCUUCAAAGUCAACAGGAGUCUGCUCUGCGCGACAUCCUCCUUCUUUGCCGAGCAACUCAACAGACCGUCUCACCACCGCCGCGAUGGUUCCCCCCGCUCCGUCUCGCUCUGGCUACCGGGCGAGCUGCCCUCCAUGUUCGCCCUGUUCGUCCAGUGGCUUCAUAACCCGCGCCACACCUUUCGUCGGAUGCUCGACGACGCCAUUGCCAUUGCGCAGGACGACAACGGCAUCCAGGGCCUCAACGACAUCCACUGGGCCAUGAUCCGCCUCCACCUCUUCGCCAGUCACCUCGGCAUCUACCACCUCCAGGACUCCGCCAUGGACGCCCUCCAAGAUCUCUACCUCAAGUGUGACUGGGACGUCACCCCAGGUCUCGUCUCCUACCUCUACACCAAGUGCGACGGCCUCGCCGCCGUGCGCCUGCGCCGCUGGGCCGUCGCCAUGGUCGCCUUCAGCCUCACCGGCAACACGGCCACCAGCGUGCCCUCGCCCAUACAGGAUUACCCAGACGAGGCCGGGUCCCACGUGUUCGACGCAGAGGACGACAUGGCAACGCAGUUCCAGUGCCUCAUCGACUCCGUCCCCGAGCUGCAGGACGACUACAGCGUGCACAUCCACAAGAUGACCACCUCGGGCCUGGACCUGCGCUUCAAGAACCCGCAGCUCCGUAUCCCGGCCAACAAGUUAUGCAACGACGAGCGCGCCUUUGGUUUCAGGGAGUGCUCCUUCCACUCGCAUCGCGCGACGGUCGGCGAGAAGCGGUGCCCGCACGAGAGGAAGAGGAAGAGGAGCAUCGUCGCGGAGGAUCCCGUCGUGCUGGCGGCGCAGCUGGCGGGGGCCAAGACGUUGACGACAAGCCCGCGUAUCGAGGAUGCCGUGCCGAGGCCGCUCUUUUCUCGAGAGGGCGGUGAUGCCGAGGAUCGCGAUAAGGCUGUGAAGCACGUCCGCUCCGUCUCGAGCACGCUGAGAACAUGA
Molecule: messenger RNA, 1161 nt
Organism: Emericellopsis atlantica
Lineage: Eukaryota; Fungi; Ascomycota; Sordariomycetes; Hypocreales; Bionectriaceae
Exons: 2
Coding region: 1-1161 (386 amino acids)
Source: RefSeq, a predicted model, not a curated record